Molecule: messenger RNA, 3099 nt
Organism: Esox lucius (northern pike)
Lineage: Eukaryota; Metazoa; Chordata; Actinopteri; Esociformes; Esocidae
Gene: dcph1
Product: acidic residue methyltransferase 1
Exons: 5
Coding region: 162-1520 (452 amino acids)
Biological process (GO): DNA damage response
Cellular component (GO): nucleus; cytoplasm
Molecular function (GO): phosphatase activity
Source: RefSeq, a predicted model, not a curated record
UUGCCAUACUUGAGUAAAACUAACAGAAAAUGAAUUAAGGAAAUGGUAAAAUCACCCAGUAAAACACUAGUUUAAGCAAUCCAUGCAUUGUUUAAGAAAUUGCUAGCAAUGAAUAAAGUUGCUUAAUUUGAAUGUUAUGAAAUUCUCUUCCUGGUUAAAACAUGGCGGCUAAUCGAGCUUUGCUCCGGGGAGGCCCUCCACCACUUUCUGCUAAGGUUGAAGGCUCAUUUGCCUAUCUGACAGUGAGGGACAGGCUGCCAACCAUCCUCACAAGAGUCAUUGACACCAUCCAUCGCAACAAAAACAAAUUCUUUGAGGAGUUUGGCGAGGAUGGAGUCCAGGCGGAGAAGAGGACCAUUGGCUUACUGUCUAAAUUGAGGAAUGAGCUGCAAACAGACAAGCCCAUUCUGGCUCUGUGCGACGCCCUGGAGGACACCGAUGGCUGGAACCAGUACCUCCAGCGACAGCAGGGCCUGAUGGGUGACCAGGACUCUGUCAGCUGGUUCAAGUCCCCCUGGCUCUACGUAGAGAGCUACAUGUACCGCAGAAUACAGGAGGCCAUCUGGCUCAAUCCUCCCAUCAGCGACUUUGACGUGUUUAAUGAAAGCAAGACGCAGAGUUUCUUUAAGUCCCAGCAGGCUGUUAUUGCCCUGUGUACAUAUCUACAGGGCCUGAACAAGAACAUGGAUAACCUUUCAGAAAUGCAGCUCAUGGAUCAGUUUCACAAACUACUGCAGGUCUCUCUGUGGGGAAACAAGUGCGACCUGUCUAUCUCUGCUGGAAUGGAGAACUUUCAGAAGGCCAGUCCGAUAGACUCUCUGUCUGACCUGAAGCCCUUCAUCCUGGUGGAUGACUCUAGUAUGGUGUGGUCAGCUCUGACUUCCACCCGGAGACAAGGUGAGGACGGCAGAAUCACCCCGGGGAGGGUGGACAUCGUUCUGGACAACGCAGGCUUCGAGCUGGUAGCAGACCUGGUGCUGGCUGACUUCCUGGUGUCCUCUGGUCUGGCCAAAGAGGUGCGCUUCCAUGGCAAGUCCAUCCCAUGGUUUGUCUCUGACGUCACGGCACAGGACUUCCAGUGGUCCAUCCGGCAGACUCUGGCAGCCAAUCACAAGUGUAUGUCCAAGAGUGGCGUCCAGUGGCAGAGCUACAUGCGGGAGGGCGUGUGGUCCUAUCACGACCACCCGUUCUGGACGAUGCCCCACGAGUAUUGUGACAUGGCAGGCGACGCACCCGACCUCUACGCCACCCUGCAGGGGGCGGACUUGGUUCUGUUCAAAGGGGAUUUGAGCUACAGGAAGCUGACGGGGGACAGGGAGUGGGACCACACUGUGUCGUUUGAUAGGGCCCUGAGGGGUUUUCAGCCUGCCCCGCUGUGCAGUCUGAGGACUCUGAAGGCUAACGUCCAGGUGGGACUUCAGCCGGGCCAGGGGGAGAACCUCAGUGCCCUGGAUCCUGGCUGGAUGACCAGCGGGAAGUAUGCUGUGGUCCAGUUCUCCAGCCCACACAGGGAACAGUAGGGAGGCAUGCAGGAAGGGAUUUCAGUGUUCUGAGGAACUGGUGUUAUUGGAAUGAUGUUGGCAGGAGAAAGUAAGGAUGUGGGAAGUGGAGGAGUUUCAUGUAAACAUCAGCCUGAUUUAAAGAUAUGGAGGAUUUUGUUGUAACUUUUAAAACUUUAAACAACAGCCUUUUUGUUUCUCCAACAGAAGCAAAAAUAAUAAAAACAUUUUGACCUAGGAGACCGGGUGGGUGCAAUAAAUGAGCUGGAACAGAAAACCAGCAGGCUUCAAACCUAGGGUCAGAGUUGAACUGCCCUGGUCUAAGGUGUUUGAAUCCUGGUUGCUGCAUACUGACGGUGGCGGGUGGUUACAGCAGAGGGUGCCACAAAAAAACAAAUGGGUGGAUAUCAGACAGUGCUGCUAUAUCUCAUUUCCCUCAUGCAACUCUUUGGUGUGUUUAGUACAUGCACAAUUGUGUUUUUUGGCUGAGGAAUCCAUUCACCUCUAGCACGUGUGCUGUUUUUGCAAUCUCAAAGUAGUGCGGAAAGGAAAAUGGGAUACAAAUUGCAAUUUCGGUGUUUGCUUCUGCUAAAGAAACUUUCCACAAUAAAAGAGUUUUUUGUUUCACACACUGAAUACUCUCCUGUGUUGCUGUGGCAAUUCCAUCAUAUUUAAGCACAGGAAGACAGAGGGACUUUAAGUGAGUAUUUUAGAGGCUACUUAUAGACAAAAAAGGUUAUGUGAUUAUGAUCAACGGCUGGCCAGCAGUCUGUCCUCCUGACCAAACACAUGAUUAAUUUAUUCAACAAGUUACUUUGUCCAUUUAAAAAAAGAUUUACUGUUGUUUACCGUUGUAAAGACCAGUAUACUUUUUUGAUGUUAUUUAUUUGUACUUCAUGAAAUUGGGCUCUACAUCAACUCCAGUUUUUAUCUGUUUAUUUAGUAAAUUAAUUUUAUAUUCCAAGUGAAGAAUUGAAACAUCUUUGCCUGUUUUUUUUUUUUUUUCCAUAUUUUUUUUUUGGUCAACUCCCACAUGAAAGAUAAACAUAUUGCAUAUUAAAUAUUCAUUCUUGUUGGAUAUUUGAACUUGGUGUUUACAUGUUAGGUUGGUCAUAAUAGUUUACAGAAGUUUAACCAGCAGCAACAAAAAUGAGUAGGUACUUUUUCCAUAAUAUGCAAAAUCCUUUUUGCUUGAGCUUGGUAAAACAAAAUUGACAUAACUGAAAAGUUUGUGGUUGCUAGUAUUUUCUGGGUCUUAAUCAAAGUCAUUGGUUUCUUCUCAAUGUAUUUCAUGUGUUUUUGUUUGCAUGUGUCAGGGUUUGAACAGUGACUACUGUCCAGGAGUUGAACUGCAAGGUUAUUUACAAAUCAUAUAGAUAGAUCAUAAUCUUUCAGGCAGUGAAAUCACAUCUGUUUCAUUAAGAAUAGCUAUUCAUGUCUGACAGUAUAAAAUAUGUUGUUCACUUAUGUAAUCCAUCCCAGAAGAUUGUCCUGGAACUUAUCUGAAAUUACUGGAUUUUUCUCAUUGCUAAAAUCUGGAAAUGACUUCUCAUUUAUUAUAAUAAAAUUAUUGGUUUAAUAAAGAACUUCAAUAACUGGU